This is a messenger RNA of Acanthosepion pharaonis, 627 nucleotides long. NCBI's taxonomy places the organism in Eukaryota, Metazoa, Mollusca, Cephalopoda, Sepiida, Sepiidae. The record is from the annotation of a GenBank genome assembly.
AUGGCUGUGAAUGUGAACGAGGAACAAAUGAAGCUCGUUUUUGAGCUGGAAAUGGAAAUGAUGGCUGAUAUGUACAAUAGAAUGGCAUCAUCCUGCCAGAAAAAGUGCAUACCCCCUCGUUAUAAUGAUUCAGAGUUGAACAAAGGAGAAGCUGUGUGCCUAGACCGUUGUGUGGCCAAAUUUCUUGAGGUGCAUGAUCAGGUGGUUAUCUUUCUUUUUCUCUCCCCCUCUCUUUCUAUUUAUUUCUCUCUACUCUUUCUUUCUCUCUCUUCCCUUCUCUCUACUCUUUCUUUCUCUCUCUUCCCUUCUCUCUACUCUCUCUUUCUCUCUUUCUCUCUCUCUCCCUUUCUCUCUCUUCCCUUUCUCUCUCUUUCUUUUCUCUCUUCCCUUCUCUCUACUCUUUCUUUCUCUCUCUUCCCUUCUCUCUACUCUUUCUUUCUCUCUCUUCCCUUCUCUCUACUCUUUCUUUCUCUCUCUUCCCUUCUCUCUACUCUUUCUUUCUCUCUCUUCCCUUCUCUCCACUCUUUCUUCCCCUCUUUUUAUCUCCCCCAUCUUGUUCUCUCCCUUUCUCUUUCUUUUUAUCUCCUCCUCUCUUUUUGUCUCUCUCUCUCUCUCUUCUCCUUUUAA